AUCUAGAUGAGUGUUAGAACCUCGUAGAAGCCAAAACAGAAUAGCUAACAAGACCAGGAUCCUUAAAUACAAAUAGCCAAUUUACAAAGAGAGAGAGAUUAAUUGCAAAGCUAACUAAAUUAAGCCAAUAAUAGAUUAAAGAUUUUUGAGAGAGACAGCACAUUAAAAUAGAAAAAGAUAGAGGAUAUUCAAUACUAAUUAGAUCGAUCUUUAACUUAAAGUCAACAAGAAAUAAAUGUGGAUAGAUUAAAUUAAUCGUUUUAAGAAGACGAUGAAAAGAGAAAAUUAAAAUAAUAAGUGUUGGAUCUCCAAGCAGCAAUAAAAUAGCUGCAAUAGAAACCAUUAGAUUUUGAUAGAGAAAUCACAAGAUCUGUUGUUCAGAGGGAAUCACUUUAAUCUGAUUUCAGUUCUGCAAAUCAAACUAUCAAGCAAUUAUAAAAUAAAAUUGAUGAUUUGUAAAACUAAUUAAAACAAAAAAACAGUUUAUAAAUUGAUACAACAAAUUAACACAUAUUAGAUUUAUAGGAUAGAUUAGCAAAAUUAUAGAUCUAAUGUGAUAAGCAAGUGAUUAAUAUUAAUGAAUUAAACUAAAAUAAAUUGGCAUAAUAAAAAGAAAUCGAUUCCCUUAGAAACGUGAUUAAUUCACAAUCUUUAACCCAUAAAUAAGAACAAUCUGAAAAUGAAUUGAGAUAUUCUAAAGAAAGUCAAGUACUGUCCCUUAAUUUAACAAAUAAAGAGUCAGCUCUUAUGACUACUGAGUAAAAAUUAAAGUAAACUCAAGAAUAUUUGUAUUAAUUAUAGAGAAAAUAUGAUUAAGACACACUUUAAUUGAGAACAGAAGUUUAAGACACAAAAGACUAAAGUAAUAGAUUUAAGGAUUAAUUGGACCUUUAAUCAAAACUAUUAGAAUAAGUACAAAAUGAGAAAGCUUAGUUAUCUAUGAUGUACGAAAAACUUUAAUUGGAAACAAAUGCUUUGUCAUUUUAAUUGUAAUAAUAAUUGAAAAACGGGGAAUCAAAAUAUUUAAGAGAUAGUACAACUCUUCAAUAACAAAUAACAGAGAAGGAGCUUAAAAUAUUGGAAUAGGAUAAAUAGAAAAGAGAAUUAGAGAACAAAAUAUUUUCAUUAUAAUAAAAAUUAGAUCAAGACACAUACAAUUUUAAUAAUACAAUUAAGGAUUUAUAGGACUAAAUAAGCAGAACCUAGAGGCAAUUAGAUGAUAAAACGUAAUAAUUUAAUUAACUCCUUGAAGAGAAGCAACAAUUAUAAAAUUCUUAUUUAUAAUUAUAAGAAGAAAUUUCAAUUUAGAAGCUUAGAUACUAGUAGGAGUUGAAUAAAUUGGAAACUUAAUAAAGUAAAGAAGUUUAAUGGUUCUAAUAAUAGCUCAAUGAUAGAAAUUAAUUGUUAGCUGAAUUGGAAGCUAAAAUCAAAGCAACAAAUGAACAAUUAAUAGGUAUUCAGAGAAGAUAUGAUCAAGAAGCUCAUUUAAACAAUCAACAUAGUGCUAUACAAGAUGAUUAGAUCAAAAACUUGUAAGAUUAGAUUGAUUAAAAAGUACUUUAGAAUACUCUUUUAAAUUAAGAUAAACAAUUAUUAAAUUAAUAACUAGACAAAUUAACAUAAAAUUACAAUGAAUUGAAAGGAUAAUAUAAUAACGAUACUGAUAAAUUGAAAGAAGAAUUGCAAAAAUCAAGAAAUUAAUAUAAUGAUAAACAAUAAGCUUAUUUGUAAUUGGAUAAUAAGUGUAAAUAAUUAAACGAGGAAUUAUUAUAAUUAUAAGUUAGAUUUGAAAAGGAAAUUAAUUUGAUGAAUAUACAAUUUUAGAAAAAAUAACAGGAGUGCUAGACAUUACAAGAUUAAUUAAAAUAAGAAUAAAUAUAAUCUUAUAAUAUGGAAUAAUAAAAUAUAAUUUUGAAAAAUUAGGUAAAUUAGUAAAUGGAAGACAUAAGAAAAAGGACUGAAUAACAACUAACAGAGCAAUACUAACAAUUGACAAAUGAAUAGAAGGCUCAGUUUAAUUUAUUAGUAAAUUCUAUCAAUUAAGAAAACUAAUAAUUGAAAUAUGAGAUUAAUUAAAAAGGAGACAAAAUAAGAUAAUUGGAAAAUGAGAUUCAGAAUUUAACAAUAGGAAAUACAAAAAACUAAAUUCUCAUAUCUGAACUGUAAACUGCUAAUCAACAAUAGAAAUUUUAAUUGAAUGAAUAAGAAGCAAAAAUAAGAUAGCUCAUUAUGCAAGACUUUGACUCAAUAGUAUGAUACUUAUAUAUAUAUUUUAGAGAGACAAAUCAGCUGAUUAGUAGAUUAGAAACUUGAUGGGCGAAGUCAAGAUUUUACAAUAAAAAUUGAAGAAGAAUGAACUUUAUGUAUAAAAUUUGGAGGAUUAACUAUAAAAAAAUAGAUGACAUAAUUUGAUAUUCAAUUUAUAAAGAUUUAAAAUAUUAUAAUAUCA
This is a messenger RNA of Paramecium octaurelia, 2449 nucleotides long. NCBI's taxonomy places the organism in Eukaryota, Ciliophora, Oligohymenophorea, Peniculida, Parameciidae. The record is from the annotation of a GenBank genome assembly.